Molecule: messenger RNA, 465 nt
Organism: Coprinopsis cinerea okayama7#130
Lineage: Eukaryota; Fungi; Basidiomycota; Agaricomycetes; Agaricales; Psathyrellaceae
Product: pre-mRNA splicing factor ini1
Exons: 6
Coding region: 1-465 (154 amino acids)
Biological process (GO): mRNA splicing, via spliceosome
Cellular component (GO): catalytic step 2 spliceosome; U2 snRNP; precatalytic spliceosome
Source: RefSeq, a predicted model, not a curated record
AUGACGUCGGUGAUUAUUCCUGGAUCCGGGUGGUCGGCGCCGCGGCGCAAUGAGCGCCGGCAGAUGAUCAGCGCCUACGCCGCGUUGGGCAUCAGCGAGCGCCAACUCUUUGGCAUCCAAUCGACUCGUCUCUUCGACCAACACUUCGACCUUCCCCCACACACCAGCCAUGUCCAAGCAUCACCCAGAUCUUAUUAUGUGUCGGCGCCAGCCAGGCAUCGCCCGGUUUGUGAUUCCUAUGUCCGACCAGAAACACUCGUUCGAAUCUGUGAUGAAUGUAACUUUGGUACAUAUGGAGGGAGGUGUAUUAUUUGCGGUUCUCCAGGUAUCUCGGAUGCAUACUACUGCGCUGAAUGUACACGUCUAGAGAAAGACAGAGAUGGGUGUCCGAAGAUUGUGAACCUGGGAGCGAGUAGGACAGAUUUGUUCUAUGAACGUCGUAGACUUGGGUUCAAGAAAGGCUAG